AUGGCCGCCGGCAGUCCUGUGAAGACCUCCGAGCUCCCGCUUGACUUGGUGAGCCCAGCAGUUGAGGUGGAUGCGCCUCUGGACGACCGGGACAUCGAGCUGGUGCAGACGACCUUCGCCAAGGUGGCCGCUGUAGGUCCUGAGGCUGCAGGCCGCAUCCUCUUUGGCCACAUCUUCCGCAUCGCGCCGGAGGCGAAAGGCCUGUUCUCGUUCGCGAAGGACGAGGAGACGAUGUGGCUGCCUGGAAGCCGACUGGAGAAGCACGGGGCGAGGGUGGUGACCACGGUGGGGACGGCAGUGUCGCUACUGAAGGACCUCGACACGUUGGUGCCCGUGUUGCAGAAGCUGGGCUUGCAGCAUGUUGGCUACAAUGUGCUGCCAGUCCACUACGAUGUGGUCGGCCAGGCUUUCAUUGCCACCUUGGAGGAUGCGCUGCAAGCGGAGUUCACCGAGGCUGUCAAGAACGCCUACGUCAAGGUGUGGAACGUCGUGCAAACGACCAUGAUCGGAGACAACUACACCACGUCCUUCUCCUACUGCGUGAUUGCAUGA
This is a messenger RNA of Symbiodinium necroappetens, 552 nucleotides long. The record is from the annotation of a GenBank genome assembly. NCBI's taxonomy places the organism in Eukaryota, Dinophyceae, Suessiales, Symbiodiniaceae.